Molecule: messenger RNA, 2507 nt
Organism: Humulus lupulus (European hop)
Lineage: Eukaryota; Viridiplantae; Streptophyta; Magnoliopsida; Rosales; Cannabaceae
Product: probable hexosyltransferase MUCI70
Exons: 10
Coding region: 296-2125 (609 amino acids)
Source: RefSeq, a predicted model, not a curated record
AUAUUUUUCUUAUGAUGAACCGAAAUAAUAAUAACUAUAUUAUAAAAUAAAAUAAAAAAUCAUUUCUGUGAUCUCAGAUUUCUAUAGUUUUCACACAAAAAAACCUAGAUUCGUGCCAAAAACCCUUACAUGAAGAGGAAGGCGUGUGUCGAUUCAGUGAGAGUUGCAGGGUGUGAAUUUUGGGUUUUGGGUAAGUGGGUCUUUGAUCUCUUGGGAUUUAAGGUAGUGGGUUUGAAUCUGAUCUGACUGAGUGACUGAAUGAAAUGAGAGAAGCACUUCCGGGCGUGGCGGAGCAAUGACAAUGGCGGGAGGAGGAGGGUCAUUGGGUUUGGGGAUUCGUUCGGGGAGUUAUGGCUCUUUGGAUAAACAGCUUCAGAACGGAGUAGUAAUUCCCAUACAAGCUUCACGCAAGCCUUCCAAGAUGCUCAAGGAGAGAGAGACUAUAUUCCAUUGGAUCUGCAAGUUUGCCGGCCGCAAAAAGGUCGGAAUGCUCCUCCUCUGUCUCAUCUCCGCGGCCGUUUUCGUCUGGGUUUUGUACGUCGGAAAAGGUGAAGAUUCACAAAAUGACCAUGUUCAGAUAAUUUCUUUGAACAAUUCGAUGGCUUUAAGUUUGGCUCAAUCUUCACCCCCAUAUGAAGAACAAACAAACAACACUACUUCUUCUUCUUCUCAAUCGAAUAACCCAAUCCCAGUAGUGAAUCCGAGCAUGGUUUUUCCACCUCCUCCUCCUGCUGUUUUUCUGGGCUAUACUCUUCCUCCAGGACAUCCUUGUAAUAGUUUCACUUUGCCUCCUCCACCAGCUGAUAAGAAAAGAACUGGACCACGGCCUUGUCCGGUAUGUUACCUUCCUGUGGAAGAAGCGGUGGCUUUAAUGCCAAAGGUACCCUCACCAUCUCCGGUUCUUAAGAAUUUGACUUACAUUUAUGAAGAAAACUUAUCUAGAGAAACAGAAUUUGGGGGCUCAGAGUUUGGUGGCUAUCCUACUUUAGCUCAAAGGACUGAUUCUUAUGAUAUAAGAGAGUCAAUGAGCAUGCACUGUGGAUUUGUCCGUGGAAUUAAACCUGGUGGCAAUACGGGAUUUGAUAUAGAUGACACUGAUCUCCUUGCUAUGGAACAAUGUCAAGGUGUUGUUGUUGCAUCCGCUAUAUUUGGCAAUUUUGAUGAAAUAAAUCAGCCUAAGAACAUUAGUGAAUAUUCCAAGGAGACUGUUUGCUUCUUCAUGUUCAUAGAUGAAGUGACAGAAGCUUAUGUGAAGACUGCUGGUACCAUGGACAGCAAUAGGAAAAUUGGGAUAUGGAGAGUCAUCGUCGUACGUAACCUUCCUUAUCCGGAUGGCAGGCGCACAGGAAAGAUUCCCAAGCUUUUAAUGCAUAGGCUGUUUCCCAAUGCUCGCUUUUCCUUGUGGGUUGAUGGAAAGCUUGAGCUCGUGGUCGAUCCAUACCAAGUUCUUGAAAGGUUCUUGUGGAGGAAAAAUGUAUCAUUUGCAAUAUCUAAACAUUAUAAACGCUUUGAUGUAUUUGUCGAAGCUGAGGCAAAUAAAGCUGCUGGAAAAUAUGAUAAUGCAUCCAUAGACUUUCAGGUUGAUUUCUACAGAAAGGAGGGUUUGACCCCAUACACUGAGGAAAAGCUUCCCAUUACAAGUGAUGUUCCUGAAGGAUGUGUUAUAAUAAGGGAGCAUAUUCCUAUCAGCAAUCUGUUUACUUGUCUUUGGUUCAAUGAAGUUGAUCGAUUUACCUCCAGGGAUCAAAUUAGUUUUUCCACUGUAAGGGACAAGAUCAAGGCAAAAACAAAUUACAGUAUCAACAUGUUCCUGGACUGUGAGAGGCGCAACUUUGUUGUACAGAAAUAUCAUAGAGAGGUCAUGGAGCAGCUCUUGGCUGCUCAUGCACCUCCUCCACCAACACCAACACCAACACCACCACCGUCGCCGCCGCCACCUGCUCCAAUCAAUGAACCACCAAUGUCAUUACUCGAAACAUCCUCAGAAAAUGAAAAUGUUGUAAAUGUCCCAGUUCGAAGGGUCACAACACGGCGUGGGAGAGAUCGGAGGUCUGGCUCCAAACGGCACCGGAAAGUUGCUGCCGGUGGUGGUGGUGGUGGUGGUAGAGAGAUAAUUUCUAGUUAAGAAAAUAAAAGAAGUUUUGUUCAAGCAAAUUACAUUGAUUUUUUAAUACCACUCCUGGUUGAAAUCAUUCUCUGUGGAGGGGAGGGGGUGGAGGAUUUAUGCAAAGGUGAGAGUGAUUGAGUGAUGCUAAUUUUGCUUCCACAUGAGAACAUGGUUUCUCUCAUUCUUUUCUUUUUCUACUCUAGAAAAUGGUCAUUUUUUCUUGUAUAUAUUAAGUUAUAAAUCCUAAAUAAUAAUAAUAAUAAUAAUUUAUAACAUGGGUUGCUGCCAAAUGUUUGUUUCAUGUGGUGGCCCAUUUUGUUGAUCUUCACACCAUGAUACCAUCUAUUGUAUUGGACAAGGAACCAAGUUAUAAAGCUAUAUUGAUCUAUUUUGCUCUGCA